UUCCGGAAGAGCAACUGGUGAGAGUUUGAUGGACGAGGAAGCGAUAUUUGUUUAGGUUUAGCCUGAAGAACGCACGUACUUUUUUCAUCACAAAGUCUGCCUCUUUAUAAAUAGUUAACAUGCCUUUAUUUUCCCAAAAUCCAUUUGACCAAGAUGUUGAGAAGGCAACCAAUGAAAACAACACAACAGAUGACUGGGCACUUAUCAUGGACAUCUGUGAUAAGAUUGGAACAACAGCCAAUGGACCAAAGGACAGCUUAAGAUCCAUUAUGAAGAGAGUCAACCACAAAGUGCCUCAUGUGGCGAUGCAGGCCCUUAACUUGCUGGGUGCUUGUGUAUCAAACUGUGGCAAAAUAUUCCACCUGGAAAUCUGCUCAAGGGAGUUUUCCAGUGAAGUGAAGAGCGUUCUUAACAAGGCACACCCUAAGGUAUGUGAAAAGCUAAAGGCUCUGAUGGUUGAGUGGGCAGAGGACUUUCUGAAAGAUCCACAGUUGAGCCUGAUUGGGGCCACCAUCAAGUCUCUGAAAGAGGAGGGUGUCAGCUUCCCAUCCCCAUCCUCACAGGGUUCCAGCACAAAGGCCAACUCAUCUACUGCGAGCAAACCAAUGGAUGAUGACGAUCUCGCCAAAGCUAUCGAGCUGUCCUUACAGGAGCAGAAGCAGCAGGCAGAGACACGCCCCAUGACCAUGACCUCUGACCCUCCAAAUUAUACUAAUGGCGGUGGGGGGCAGGAGGCACGGAAGGUGCGUGCGCUGUAUGACUUUGAAGCAGCUGAAGACAACGAGCUGACCUUCAAAGCUGGAGAACUUAUUCUAGUGUUGGAUGACAGUGAUCCAAACUGGUGGAAAGGAGAGAACCACAGAGGAGUUGGGCUUUUCCCCUCCAACUUUGUCACAACCAAUCUGAAUGCAGAGCCAGAGCCAGUUGCUUAUGUUGAUAACGCGGCGACUCCAGAAGAGACAAGCCUGGAAACCAAAAUAGAGCCUGAGCCCGUCUUCAUUGAUGAGACGAAGAUGGACCGAACGCUGGCACUGCUGCAGAAUACAGAUCCUGCAGAUUCCACUCCUGACUCCCUAGAGCUGAUCCAGCUGGAGGGUGCAUGUGCACAGAUGAACCCACUGAUUGAUGAGAAGCUGCAGGAGAUUGACAGGAAUCACUCAGAGUUAUCAGAGUUGAAUGUGAAGGUUUUGGAGGCACUGGAGCUUUACAACAAGCUCAUGAAUGAGGCUCCAUACUACUCGGCCUACUCCAAGAUGCAGUCACAGUAUCCUCCGGCCAACUCUGCUGUGGGCAUGCAGGGCUACCUUGGACCAGCGGCACCCCCUUAUCUUCCUCCAUCCAUGCCUCAGAUCCCCUCUGCACAGCCCUACAAUCUGCCCAGCGACCAGCCUGGACCUCUACACUCACUACCCCCAAAUGUCUCAGCUCCACCCAACACCUUACCCAACAGCCAAACUGCUCAGCCGCCCUACAUGACCAGUGGUGUGAACGCUCAGUACAUGAGCCAAGCCACAGGAGCUCCUUACCCACCUCAGGCGGGCAUGACCAUGGAUAUGUCAGCCUACCACAACUCCAGCAUGCCUCCUGUGUCCUAUCCUGUAGCAGCUCCCCCUCACCAGGCUCCUCAGCAGCAGGCAGCAUAUUAUCAGCAGCCUCUUCUGUAAAACUAACACAGGGUAGACCUGAGAAGAUACACACUUCAGAUAUUUCAGUUGCUAGCUGUGUGUUCAUUUGGUUUACCUAGCACGCAUGUGUGUGUCAGGUUAUUGCUUUAGGAAAAUUCCUUUGGCUUUUUUUUUGUUUUGUAUUGUUUUUUUGUGCCUAUCAAGCUGAACAGGACACCCUCUGGAAAGCUGAAAUAACUGAUGUGUGUAUGCAACGCAGGUCUGCUAUGCAUCCAAGUCAGGACUCGGCUACUGUAUGUGAGGCUUAACACGGCACCGAGAGUUUUCUCUUAGUCUCCUCGUUUUUCAUGGGUGACUCAAAGCAACGCUGGUUUUCUCAAACAUCAUCAGUCAGUGCAAAGAAGAGUUGGUUUUGCUGUACAGGACCAUGCAACAAGCGGUCAUUGUCUAAUUUGUUUAGGAAAUUAGCAUAUUACAAAUAUUACAUCAACACCAUGCUGUUUCUGAAUUGAACUGCGAGUCUUCUUAUUGGUUAAAGAGGAUUAGACCACACUAGCCUAGAUGAGAUAAAAUGUUAUUUUCUUCUUUGUUUAUGAUCUGUUCACACAACCUUGUCUGCAGACGCAGCAUUUUGGCAGCCCUUACAGCCUAAUACAUUGACGGUGCGAUAACGUGCUCAAGUUGGAAUAAAAUCGAGUAAAAUAUUCCUUGUAGCUCUGAGAGUAAAAUGCAAGCAGCUUCCAAGUCUUGUGCACAAGUGUGGCUAUCAAAAUCUCUUUCCUGAGAUGGAUCGCUGAGAAAGCCAACAAAAAAAUUAAACAGCCUGCAAGCAUGUAGAGUAAAUGUGAAUAAAAACACAAUCAUAUGUUGUAAUGUAGGCAAGGAAAAUGGAACAGUUACUGGUUUGUUUGUUUUUCUUGUUUAAGUCUGCAAGUGGAUUCAUAUGAAGGUAUGAGCCGUUUAUCCUGAUCAUCAUCUUGAUUGCAACACUCAGCUGAUGUAGUUUAUUUAUCUGCAAAGACUGAAUUCGUGAGUUCCAGCUCAGGUGCUCUCUUCAGCACAAACAUGUGCAGGUACUUAAAAGGCCAGAUCUCAGUCCUCAUCACCAGCCACCAACGCUGUAGCUGAUCAGUGUCUCUAACAGAAUUUAGAAGUGCAAACUCUAUUUUUCAAUUGUCAGAUACCUAUGUUAACAUUGUAAAUAAUUCAGAAAUGACGUUCCCAUAGACUCUUUGCCUUGUGCAUUCUAUGGUUACAUUUGACAUAUUUAAUUAUGUGUAUGUGUGUGUGCACAUUUGUUUUUUCUCCAUGUUUGUGUGUGUUUGAAUACUUUCCCAAAAAGAGGUUCGUUGUCAAUGUAAAGCGACACUGAUUUUCUAAGGUUUGGGUGAAUGGAUAAUAGAUAAACGUCUGAAUGGGUUUGGUAGUCUGGUAAAAUGCUGCAUCUCUUCAUGGUUCUAACAUCAUUCUGUCUCUUCUAUGUUUUAUGCAAAUCCACAGUACAUUCUUUAAUGUUUAUGUACUAAAACUUCAUAAUUGUCAUCAGCAUUGCCUGUACUUUGAUUUAUAUAUAUAUAUAUAUAUGUGGAGACAUGAAAAAAGUGGGUAAUUAUUUUUACUUGGCUUCUGCUUUUGCUUUUAUUUUCUUGGCAAAAUGUAAACAGCAAAAUUUAAAUACACAAAAAAAUCUUUAGUCAAACUGAAGAAAUAGACGUUUUUCCCUCCACUUAAAUUAAGAGCUCUCAUACAGUCUUUUGGGCUGCUGCAGUAACUCCACACUUCUAACUUUAGCCAGAACUCAAUUUCUGUUAAGCACCCCUAAUGUUAAAGGCAGUGUAUAUUAGAUGUAAAAUAUCUGGAUUUGUCAGUGACUUUGGCAUUGCACCUUAGCUUUGUAAACAUUUUAUUUUACCACUGAAUGCCUUGUUCUUCUGUAGAAAUCAAACACAACGUUGGGAAGCGACUUCUGUCUCUGAAUCCUCUGGACGUGUAUAAUUGUUUAUAUUUGAAAUAUCCCAGGAAACGUUGUGUCAUCCAGGAUUUUAAAACUGCUUUUGUAACAGAGCAAACUGUAUAAUAUUCU
Messenger RNA from Pelmatolapia mariae (spotted tilapia), 3708 nucleotides. RefSeq names its product signal transducing adaptor molecule (SH3 domain and ITAM motif) 2 (gene stam2). Bases 120 to 1664 code for a protein of 514 amino acids. The record is from RefSeq and is a predicted model, not a curated record. The transcript has 14 exons. Gene Ontology annotation, cellular component: endocytic vesicle. Gene Ontology annotation, biological process: signal transduction. Lineage: Eukaryota; Metazoa; Chordata; Actinopteri; Cichliformes; Cichlidae. Gene Ontology annotation, molecular function: ubiquitin binding; phosphatidylinositol binding.